AUGGUCUACACGGAACGCAACGACAAGUGUCUGGCGAACAGUAAGGACAAAGUCGGCCAAAACCCGUACUCGAGUGAGGAGAAGAAGCCCCAAUCCAGUCCCAGCUCCUCGGGUGCCUGGAGCAGCCAGGCAUCGAAUGCCGAGAAAUGGAAGUACAAUAAUAUGGUCAAGGAUAAUCGUGAUAAGUUCAAUGGCAUGCACUUCUCCUAAGUCCCUCAAACUGGACACACUGAUUGGAGUUGAGCUCUAAUAUGUGGGGUCUUUGGCUAAUUUAAACAUUGCCUGCAACGUGAUUGACUUUUAUUAUUAUUGUUAUUUCUCUGGGUUCCAUGGAUUAAUUAUAUUGCCUAGUUGUAAGUCUGUUAAUAAUUGGAUAUAAUAUACAUUAUGUAUUGUACAUUUUGAAAUUAUAAAUUAUCUUACAAAAUUUACUGAAAAAGAUGCGCUAACAAAACAAAGAAAAAAUAUAUUGAUAAAAACCAAUGCGUAAUUUAUGAAACGCUGACAGCGUUUGCAAUUGUUAAUUUUAAGGUAAGUUUGAGUGUAUAGGAAUUAAUUGAAAGUUAACUUCAAAUAUUCACAAUUCUAUGCCAUAUUACGACUGUUGUAAUCAAAGAGUGAAUAGCUAGAAACAGACUGCACAGCCUAAUAGGUCCCAAAAGGAUAUACAUUUCAUGUUAAAAUGAUGUGAAUUAAUAUCAAAUCUCCCCAAAACACAAGAGUCAAAUGGAACUUUUAAAUAUGCUGUAAAUUGAAUACUCAUUGAAAGCAAUUCCAUCUAAUCCACAUAACUAUUAACUUCCUCUAAUAAAUGAUAUACGCAUUUGUUUUUAUUCGAAUCCAUAUAGCUAUUAGCCUGCUCCAACAAAUUGUAUACCCAUUGACCUUGCUACUUGACUUUUAGCAUAUCGCAUCUAUUACUGUCUGUAAAACAUUUGCAUCCACAGUGGCUAUUAUCGUGAUUAGCUUAAGUUAUGCACGGCCAGCCGUUGAUAUCACCCCUCUAAAAUAUAUACGUAUAUAUACAUUCACUGAAA
Molecule: messenger RNA, 1037 nt
Organism: Drosophila grimshawi
Lineage: Eukaryota; Metazoa; Arthropoda; Insecta; Diptera; Drosophilidae
Exons: 1
Coding region: 1-210 (69 amino acids)
Source: RefSeq, a predicted model, not a curated record